CUGCCGCUGCCGCCCGUCAUGCUGCGGCUCCUGCUGCCGCUCCUCGGCUUGGCCGCCUUCCUCCGGGCAGCGGCUUUGUUGACCCAAGUCAUCCCUUCAUAACCACAUUAUUGCCUACUGGAGACUUCUGCAGAACAGCAGGGAACAGUCAGGAAGCAAAGAUGAUCUCCUUCAAGCAAUUGCCCCUUGAAGCAAAGGCCGCAGUGGCUGCAGGAGUGGUUUUCUUCUCCAUGAUGCUCUCGCGGAGUUAUGUGGCAGAAAAACUGGAUCUCAGGAUGCGGCGUUGGCUUCUGAGGCUGCAGAUGGCACUGUUUGCUAAUGCUCUCAUGUUGAUAGGAUCCCUUCAUGUUUGGAGAAGCACAGUCACCACGUUCUCCAGGUCUUCAGCUGCCAGCUCCUUCUGUUUCAUGCCGUGGAAAAUAGCUGUGUUCAUGUUUCUAGCUCUGGCUCAUUCAAGCUUCUUUACAUUGUUAUUUCUCGUUGCAGAAGAGCCCUACUUCUUUUCCUUAGCUGCCUACACUUGCCUGGGGGCCUAUAUCAUUCUCAUCUUCUUUCUCUUCACCCUAGGCUCUGUGGAGCAGGCUUACAAGUUCUUGGCUGGGCGAGGUGCAAAGGCAGGCGCUGGCAGCAAGAACAGAACAGCAAUGAAACCAGUUUUAGCAGUCAUGCUGACUCUUGUGCUGACUGUUGUCGGGCUGUUAAAUGCUUCCCAGCCGCCCACUGUGAAUUCAGUGGAGAUUCCAGUUCACAAGCUGCCCUCAACGAUGAAUAAUCUGAAAGUGGUGUUGCUUUCAGAUAUUCAUCUGGGGCCUACAGUUGGGAAGACCAAGCUUGCCAUGAUUGUGAGAAUGGUUAAGGCUCUAAAGCCAGAUAUCACUGUGAUCGUUGGGGACCUGACUGACUCCGAGGCGGAGAUCAUCCGACCUGCUGUCGAGCCUCUUGGUGAGCUUAACUCCCCUUUGGGAACUUACUUUGUCACAGGAAACCACGAGUACUACACCUCAGAUGUCAGCAACUGGUUUGAGCUGUUGAAAUCCUUUAACAUUCGGCCACUCCAUAAUGAGAACGUGAAGAUUGUCUCACCAGAGAGCGCUGCUGACUGGUUCUGCCUAGCUGGUGUGGAUGAUAUUGAAGCAGACGUGUUACGCUACUCGGGACAUGGCAUGGACUUAAAGAAAGCUCUCAGGGGCUGUAGCAGCGAGCAUGCAAUUGUGCUCUUAGCCCAUCAGCCCGUGGCUGCAAAGUGGGCCCUUCAGGAGAGACCAGACAUAAAUUUGAUUCUCUCUGGCCACACUCACGGAGGGCAGAUGUUCCCCUUAAAUGCUGGAGCUUACUUUCUGAACCCCUUCUUUGUUGGCUUGUACAAAGUCGGGCAGAACACCUUUGUCUAUGUCAGCCCGGGGACAAUGUACUUUGGAAUACCCAUGAGGCUUGGCAGCAGGGCUGAGAUAACAGAGAUAAUUCUACGUGCUCCUUGAAGGAGUUGUCCCUUCUGAAGACUUCCACUGUCCUUUUGCUCUGGAAGCAAAUCGUUUUUCAGGGAAGCCAGGGAAGAUGUACUUGGGGUGGACUUGAGCAGGUUCUGUUAAAUAUGAGCAGAAAACACUAAUCGUUAUCUUGGGCUUCUGAAGCAAAUUGGGGGCAUGUAAAAUACUACAGAAAUGGAUUUUUGGAGUUUGUGAUGAUUGAGGUUCUGCCUUUGACAAUAACACUAAUCCCGUGGAGAGAAUGUGUGCCUGUUAGCAUUGCCUCUGUCCUGCCACGUUCUGCUGGUUAUUAUCCCAUCAGGCAGCUGCCUUAAGUUUCAGACAGGUGAAGUUCAGAUCUCUUGCAGUGACAUUGCAGAAGGUACUGCAGUGCAUCCACUAAGUAUGUGAGCUCUGGAAGCCUUAUGCUAGAGAAGUUACAGGAAGGGAAUAGUUUGGUUUUUUUUGUUAUUGAGGUUGGAUGUCUUUAUCCUGCUGGCCUGGAAGACCUGGUGCAGAAAGCUGUGCUGCUUACCAGUACAAAUUGCCAGGCAUCAAUUCUUGAGAUUCAGUUUUUCCUAGUUAAAAAGCUGGGGAGAGUUAUAUGAAAGAGUGAAUGCAGCUGUCUUUCUACAGGAAUUUCAGCCAAAAUAACUGGGCAUUUAGUCAUUGCUUACUGAAGAUAGCUCUGAUAGAGGCAAAUGGGAAAGGAAACUCAUAAUUCACUUCUGUUGCUAUCUGAGCAUAAAGUACCUCCUGAUUUAAAGCACAAAAUCCAGUAUUGAAGUAGUGAAUGAAUUUCUCUUCAUUCUGUACCUUUUAUGCUUAAUUUCUCUUCUGUGAUUCUUUUUGUUCUUCCUUACAAGAGUAAGGAGGAUGCUACUUGAAAACAAUGCAAAUAGGUUAAUGCUUGAACUUGAUUUAGAUUUCAAGUAAACUGUACUUUUCUCAGAAGACUAAACUCUGGUGCAGGUGAUUUUCUUAACAGUGUGUGUGUGUCGGUGUCCUGGUUGCUUGAUAGGCAUGUAGCAGAGUAAAUGCUGCAGGAUAAUGAGGGAUGGAGAAUUUAUUUGUCUUUCCUAGAAGGGCUUAACAUAUUAAUAUCUUUCUGGGAAAUUGGACAGAUUAGAAGAGAUUGACAAAAGCAUUCUUGUUUUCAUAUCUCUGUGUUCAUAGAAGGAAGACAGAAUAUAAAUUAGUGUGCAGAUAUUGUCUGAGCUGAUAGAAGUUUACUUUUGUUUUACUCACUGUUGCUGUAUGAAAUGCCACAAGCAAUUCAGUUCUGGAUAUCUUGACUCUAAAAGUCUGCAGCUGUAGCCACAGUUUUCCCCUGGCACUGUCUUUCUGCCCACCAGGACUUGGGUUUCCCUCAAGCUGACCCGUGUAGCAUGGGGCAAAGGAGAUCAGUGCUUACGCAGGGGAGUGAGGAUGGCAAGAACAGAACUGGGCUGUCCAGUCUCUUCCUGCCUUUGUGUCUGAUCCUGAGCUAGACACACUGCUGCUUUAUCCUUCAGCUGCUGGUCGUGUUUUGCAGAUGUAGAAGUGUUACAGAGCUACCAUGGGCUUUGCAAAGUGAAGUUUUCCUGUAAGAAAAAUGCUCAGGUUUGACUUUACUCAGUCCCUUCACCCCCUUAGCAGGGCUUUUGGCUGCUGAGGUGGUUUUGUCUCCGCUUCCUCUGUACAAACCAGUCACGGGAAUGUUGAGCAAUGCUGUCAAUGUGUGACAUGCCCUGGGAGGCUGAUGGAACAAAUGCAGUCCUCUUUUAGUCUGACAACUGAACACCUGACCAGCCAGGCUCCCUGCUUGCUGGACCACAGCAUUUUAGUUUUACAGCAGCUCUGGUUUUGUAAUGUCUUUUUAUGCUUGUGCAACAUCUGCCCAAGUAUCCUGGAGUUCCUACACGUGUUGAGCACCACCUGCAUGUGGUCUGUCUGAGAUUCCUUCCCAUCAGAGCUGUAGUGUCACAUGGUCUUCAGUGGUAGAGAGAAUCUUGCACCCUUGCAAGUUAAAAGAAGUGGUCUGGGUUUGGCAAUGCAGUGUUCCUUGUAGGCCAGCAGUCCAGGAGAGCUUUUAAUUUAUGCUGAGGGUUAAGAAAAGCAACUGGUAAGCAAGAUUUGCAUUAGCAGGAGGCUUUUGUGGGACUGGUUUUCGAUGGCCUUAGCUUCCCAAAGAGCAGCUAAAAAGUUCAGUACCAUUUUUUCCCCUAACCUUUUGUGUUUUUCUUUUCAUUCUGCCCAAAUGUUUGCAAGAGCCUAGCUCAAGUGGUCCUUCUCUUGCAGACAUGCAUAUAAGACUCCUUUAUGACUUAGUACCUGCCCUUCUAGGAAGAUCUCUGUGUAUCCUUUUGGGACCAUAUACACAGCCUUUAAGGAGUGGUCAUAUUAUCAUUUCAUAAAUGUGUGGGGUUCUCCCAAUGCCUUUUAGUUCUUGUUAUUGUUUUUAUUUAAGUCUCUCCCUCUGAAAGCCUGUUUGCUUGGUGAGGAAUUAUCACUCCAUGUUUUAUUUCUGUGCCAGAACAUUUCAAAGCCUUCUCCUGUUGUGCUGCUUUUUUUUUUAGUAGGAAUGGCAAACAUCCCAGCUGAACUUUCUUCCUGAUAGUAAGAGCAGUUAACCUCUUCUAAAAUAUAAGACAGCAACCCCUAAUUAUCCAUCAAGACUUCUUUUCUCUCCUUUUUUUCCAAUUUGACUUGAAUGUGCACGAUGUAGACUUAUAUUCGGUAUUCCAGGUGGGAAAAAAAAUUGCUCUGCUGCUUAUUUUGUAAUCUGUAAAGUAUUUUUUGAGUAAAAUGAUAUGUAUUUUUUUGGGGUGUGUGUGGAAUGUGUUUGACCUGAAGAAUUUAACAAAUUGAUAUUUCUUCUUUAUAAAAGGCCAGUUCACUGAGAAAGGAGCUAAUCACUGUCAGAAUAAUCCCAGAGUAGUAUCAUCAACUGGGGAGAGUUCUAUUUAUUAAAUGAUAUAUAAUUGCUAUAGAGUGGACCUGAAGAUAUGUAAAUUGUGGUAUAACAAAUGCUUUAAAUGUUGGGAUUUAAUAAAACUUGAUUUGCUUAUCAAGAAA
This is a messenger RNA of Pogoniulus pusillus (Red-fronted tinkerbird), 4523 nucleotides long. It is a transcript of the gene TMPPE, whose product is annotated as transmembrane protein with metallophosphoesterase domain. Gene Ontology annotation, molecular function: hydrolase activity. The record is from RefSeq and is a predicted model, not a curated record. NCBI's taxonomy places the organism in Eukaryota, Metazoa, Chordata, Aves, Piciformes, Lybiidae. Bases 162 to 1478 code for a protein of 438 amino acids. The transcript is spliced from 2 exons.